AUGGUCUGCCAGUGGCGCAUUGAGGCAAUCGAGGCGCAGCAGCGUGCCCUGCAAGAGCCAGAGGCUAGGGCGGCAGUGGAGGAAUCGCUGCUGCAGAUCUGUGAACUGGCCACCCUACACGAUGCGGCUCUGCAGGGUCUUGAAGAGCGCGCAGCCCACUAUGCUGUGACCAACUGGAGGAGCAACGGUCUUCCAAAGCGUGUCAUCUUUUCGGAGGACAAAAGCACCGCUUUGGAAAGGUAUCGAAAGCUGGCAGAGGAAGUCUUUGCCGAAGCCGCUGCAGAGAUGCGAGGCCUCACCGAGGCCUACAUCGGCACAUUUUGGUAUGAUUUUCUUGGCAGUUCCAGAGUCGCCAGAGCACCCAAAGCAGCCUGGGCGAAUCUCCCAAAUUCCUUGGCGCGGCGCCUGAAAUUUUGGAGCUGCGAACUGGAGGAGACUUGGAGUAAUUGGCAGGAUGCCACUUCGAGGAUGUACAGCGCAGGUCAUGAUGCGCUGGGUGCGUGGCGGGACAUCGCGGAAGUUUUAGAGUGUGCUUGCCAGCAUUUUGAACACUUGCAAGACGGAGGGCAGAAGGUUAUCGCAAAGCCAGAGCUUCAAGCAGCCCUCAUCAUCUUUGUCGCCCGCAGUUUGGAGGUGGAGUUGCUGAACUCUUUAGGACUCAGUGGCCUUCGGGAUGCCGAUGCUGACGAUGAUGGUGAGCCGCAGCUCAGCUUCUGUGUGGAAACGCGGCUGGAUAUGCUGACCUCGGUACUGGAAUUGCUGUGUCACCUCAAUGUCUUGGACCGGGUGGGCGAAGAGCUUUUACAUGCAGGUGGGUCUUUGCCUUCCAGCCAAGUUGCUGCAUGGUUGGCGGAGAAUGUGAGCCAGGUGAGCAGUGAUGUGAACGACCUUCACAGUUUGGCUUCUGGCGAGCUGAGCGCUCGUGUACUGCUGCCCUGGUUCAUUGAAUGCUUGUUGCAGGCAGUGGCAAGUGCUGCACGAAGGGAGGAAGCAAAAGAGUCGGAGGCUGUUGCCCUUCCCUUCGGUUCCUUCGGCCUUUGGAAAGCUGCACUGGACGGCCCAUCCAUGAGCACACUGUUGGCCGCUUGGAAGGGCUCUGAUCUGACAUUUAUUGGUUUGAUAAAGGCUAUAGCGGCUACAUCCCAAAUCUCCAAGCCUUUCACAAUAGGAUGA
This is a messenger RNA of Cladocopium goreaui, 1173 nucleotides long. Lineage: Eukaryota; Dinophyceae; Suessiales; Symbiodiniaceae. The record is from the annotation of a GenBank genome assembly.